UACGGCGAGACGGCUACCGCGAAAGUUUUCCACCACUAUUUAUAUCGCAUCGUCUCCUUCUACUCCUCCUCAAUUUCCCCCAAUUGUCUCUUCCUAAACCCCCCUUUCUCUCUCCUCCGCCAUAGCUAGGGUUUUUCCGACUCUUUCACCUCCUUCAAUGGACGCUUCAAAGAAACGCAAAGCCGACGAGAACGGCAAUUCCUUCCUUUCCGACGGAACCCUAACAUCACCUUCAGAUUUAUCGCCACCGGCUCAAGCCCAAACCCUAACUCCCGACGACGCUCGCAAACUCAUCGAACCUUUCACAAUCGACCAACUCCGCACUCUCCUCCAAGACGCCGUAGUUCGCCACCCUGAAGUCCUCGUUUCAACGCGUGCUCUCGCCGAUUCCGACGUUUCUCGGCGAAAACUAUUUGUUCGAGGUCUUGGGCCUACCACUACGGAUUCUCUUAAAUCGUUGUUUACAUCUUACGGAGAACUCGAUGAAGCUGUUGUGAUCUCUGAUAAAACUACCGGGAAGUCGAAAGGGUAUGGUUUCGUGACCUUUAAGCAUGUGGAUGGUGCGCUUUUAGCUCUGCGUCAGCCGAGUAAAAAGAUUGAUGGCCGGAUGACGGUGACGCAUUUAGCUUCCGCGGGCCGAGGGCCGAACAGUGAGGAUCAAGCGACGAGGAAGAUUUAUGUGGGGAAUGUACCGUAUGAGAUUUCUGCGGAGAGGUUGCUUGAUUACUUUGCUGCGUUUGGGGAGGUUGAAGAAGGUCCUUUAGGGUUUGAUAAGCAAGGUGGGAAAGCGAGAGGGUUUGCUUUUUUCGUGUACAAGACCGAGGAAGGUGCGAGGAUGUCGCUGAUGGAACCGAUGAAGAUGAUUGAUGGGCAUCAAGUCAUGUGUAAGUUGGCUGAAGAUGGUAAGAAAGGGAAAAUGGGUGGGCCAAACCCUGUCAUGCCUGGGGAGAUGGGUGGUGACAGGAUGUCUGGUUCAAUGAAUCCACAGACUGGAAGCUAUGGGAAUUAUGGGCCUGGUUAUAAUUCUGGUCCAGGAAUGGGAAUGGGGGCGGCUCAGGGUGGUGGUGGUGGUCCAUAUGGGUUGCAUUCACAGUAUCCUGGUUCAGGGGAGUAUGCAUCGUAUCGGAUGCCUCCACCACAAAGUUCUAUGGGAAUGCCACCCCCUUAUCAAGAAGGUAGUGGUUAUGGUCCUCCGUCGUCUGGUGGUGGCGGUGGUGGUUAUGGUCCUCCUUCGUCUGGUGGUGGUGGUGGGUAUAUGGGCCAGAACCAACCUCCUUCACAGGGUCCUCCUCAAGGCCCCCCUGGUGGGAUGUAUCAGAGAAUGCCACCAUCUUAUUACUGAGGUGAUGAAUCUUUGCGCAAUGGGUGUUUUUCUUAGGUUCCUGCUCAAUCUCUUUUAACCGUGCUCUGUUUAUGUAUGAUUGGUGUACCCCUUGUUUUUUUUAAAGGAAAGGGGGGUAAACAUUUUACAAUUUGCAAUAUGUCAGCUACCUGCAAUUGUUCAGGUCUAUUUUUCCCCUCACUUUUUCCAUCUACAAGCUGCAAUUCAAAUACUGAUACAUGCAUUUUAUAACUAUGUAUUCAUUCCACUUGGAUGUGGAAAAUAUAACUUGUGUUUGUGAACUUCAAAGCAUUACCACACCAACUUCGUAAUGUAAUAGUAUUGGGCUACAUAUUCUUAUACCAUGCGAUUAUUUUAGACGCAUUGAUAGAUUAAGAAUUCUCAGUGUUCACAGUAUGCACAUAUUACAGAUGCCAUUUGGUAGGAUUAUAUAUCAGCAAUCUGUGAGGGAGACAUGGAGUUGCUGGAAUGUUUUUUUCCUACACCACUUUGUAUCAUAGAAUUGUUGGUCAGUUAUCUGUUGAUGAAAACUACACUGUAUAAUGCCUUUCCCGUGCAUAAAGAACAUUGUUUCUGUGAUUACUAUUCCCUUCGCCCCUAAAAUACUGCCUGUAUACCGCAAAUGGAUGUCUCUAUUUGUUUUUCCUAUACCUUAUUUGGUUUGCGUUCCUCACAUGUCUUCGUUCACGCACUAUUACUGUAUUUAAUGUAGGUAAUAGACAAAUCUAUCUACCCACUUGCUUUUGAGUUUGCCCGAGUCCCAACAAGUGAAUAAAAGCAAUUAAGCAAUUUUUUGAAGGGACAGAGGGGGUAUUAUGUUUGUUUGAGUUUCUAUCAAGAUAUGGACACAAAGAAGAGUGUUUCAUCUAGGUGAAUAUGGUGUGUUGUGGCUUAAUGUGGCAUAACAUCUUGUAGUUGAACAACAGAAGUAGUAAAUCUCAAUUGCAGUAUAUAAUGCUAUGUCUACUUGUCUAGAGUGUGCAUGGUAGGACAAAAAUGGAGUGAGAUAAAGUUUUGAGCAAGUAGCCAACUAGGCGACUAGAACCUUCUAAUUUGCCUCUCCAUAAGAGGUUUUCAUUUGUGUGUAUUUUUGUGGUUUCCCCCCUCGAUUCCUCCCCUUUCUACUCAUUUUUGUAAGGAUUGGGAAUUUGGAAGUUUGUUAAUGGAUAUUGAAAAUAUUUAUUUUUGUGACCUUAAUUUUUGAUUUUCUAUCUAAUUGUUUUGAAACUAGUAUCUCUUGACAAUGAUAAGAUGAAAAUUUGAGCAAGUAGCCAACUAGGCAGCUAGAACUUUCUAAUUUGCCUCCCCAGAAGAGGUUUUCUUUUGUGUGUAUUUUUGUGGUUUCUCCCCUCGAUCCCCCCCCUUUCUACUCAUUUUUGUAAGGGUUGGGUAUUUGGUGUGAUGGAAUUAGGAAGUUUGUGGAUGGACAUUGAAAAUAUUUACUUUUGUGACCUUAAUUUUUGAUUUCCUAUCCAAUUGAUUGUAACCAGUACCUUUUGACAUUGAUAAGAUGAAAUUGCUUGUAUCUAAAACACAUUAGGCACUUGCUAAAUGGUAUGGCUGUAUUUGAUGGUUUUAAGGUGAAGAAUUCUUGCAAGGUGAUGUGUUAGUUAGGGUGGUUAAUGGUUGUAGGGAUAAACUUUCAUAGGUUCAAAAUUUGCACCUUUUUAGUAUUUGCCUCUUUUAAGCAUUCAAGGCUACCAACCAAUGAUACAGAAUGUGUUCUAUCAAAGAAGUUUUAGUCUUGCAAGUAAAAAACUAACUUGUAACCUCUUUUUCAUAUGCCCUUUGGUGUCUUUUUAGUAUCCUUGCUUUUAUUUUACAGAUUUAGUAACUUAAAAUCAUUCCAUGCAUCUUCUGAAGAACCGUCUUCAACCAUGUUGGACAAGUUUUACUUGUAACGUUUUCAUUCUUAUCAUCCACCAUCGUUCUUGCUCAAGAACUCGAUCAUAUGUUUCGGACAAGUUUUUGUUACAAGUACAAUUCUUUUUUUUGACGGGUAUUGUUACGUGUAGCUCAGUUGGUUUGUUUUAUAUAGCUAAGCUGUGUUUUUUUUUUUUUUCCUUUGGAAGUCUGAUUUCAUUAUU
Molecule: messenger RNA, 3429 nt
Organism: Spinacia oleracea (spinach)
Lineage: Eukaryota; Viridiplantae; Streptophyta; Magnoliopsida; Caryophyllales; Amaranthaceae
Product: UBP1-associated protein 2C-like
Exons: 2
Coding region: 158-1342 (394 amino acids)
Cellular component (GO): nucleus
Molecular function (GO): RNA binding
Source: RefSeq, a predicted model, not a curated record